This is a messenger RNA of Neopelma chrysocephalum (saffron-crested tyrant-manakin), 2495 nucleotides long. RefSeq names its product elastin (gene ELN). Lineage: Eukaryota; Metazoa; Chordata; Aves; Passeriformes; Pipridae. Gene Ontology annotation, molecular function: extracellular matrix structural constituent. The transcript is spliced from 34 exons. Bases 116 to 2188 code for a protein of 690 amino acids. The record is from RefSeq and is a predicted model, not a curated record.
UUCCCCUCCCUCCUUACCCCCCCUCCCCUUCCCCUCGCAUCCUUGGAAGCAACAAUUAAGCAGCUCUGGGAUAAAACACACAGCCCGCGGGAGCACGGGGGCAUUGCUUCAAGAGAUGGCAAGGCAGGCAGCUGCACCCCUCCUUCCCGGAGUCCUCCUCCUCCUCUUCUCCAUCCUCCCGGCUACUCAGCAAGGAGGGGUCCCUGGUGCUAUCCCGGGAGUGGGAGUCCCAGGAGCAGGCUUUUUCCCAGGUGCUGGAGUUGGAGGUUUGGGAGCAGGACUCGGGGUUGGAGCAAAACCUGCCAAACCAGGGGUCGCAGGACUUGGGGGACUCGGCCCACUUGGCCUGCAGCCAGGUGCUGCAGGUCUCUUCCCAGGAGCCUUCCCUGGGGGGGCCUUUCCGGGGGCCGCCGGGGCCGCGGCUCUCAAGGCUGCUGCAAAAGCUGGUGCUGCGGUACCGGGUGCGGUGCAGCCCGGGGUUGGCGCGGCAGGGAAACCCCCUAAAAUACCAGGUGCUGGGAUUCCUGGAGCUUUUCCGGGUGGCGUGCUCCCCGGAGCAGGCAUUCGCUUCCCUGGCGUAGGGGUGCUGCCCGGAGUACCCACUGGAGCUGGAGUCAAGCCAAAAGCUCCAGGAGUUGGGGCCUUUGGAGGAAUCCCUGGACUGGGAGGUUUUGGAGGUCCACAGCCUGGUGUCCCUCUGGGGUAUCCCAUCAAAGCUCCUAAGCUCCCAGGUGGCUAUGGAUUGCCCUACACCAAUGGCCUCAGGCCCGGUGGGCCAGGAGCAGGCCUUGCAGGGAAGGCAGGGUAUCCCACCGGGACAGGAGUCGGAGCUCAGGCGGCCGCGGCAAAGGCAGCGGCAAAGGCAGCAGCAAAAUACGGAGCCGGUGUCCUGCCUGGGGUUGGCGGCAUCCCAGGAGUCGGCGGCUUGGUACCCGGCGUGCCAGGAGUUGGAGUUGGAGGAGCAGCAGCGGCGGCGGCAGCAGCGAAGGCGGCGGCGAAGGCAGGAGCCCUCGCUCCAGGGGCAGUGCCUGGAGUUGGUGGUGUUGGUGUCCCUGGCUUGGUCCCUGGCGUUGGAGCUGUGCCCGGAUUGGUGCCCGGCGUUGGAGUCCCUGGAGUGGCAGGGGUGCCGUCGGCAGCAGCAGCAGCAAAGGCAGCUAAGUUCGGAGCUGGCGUUCCUGGCAUUGCUGGUGUUCCCGGUGUUCCUGGUGUCCCUGGAGUUCCUGGAGUUCCUGGUGUUCCUGGAGUUCCUGGUGUUCCUGGUGUCCCAGGAGUGCCUGUCGUGCCUGGAGUUCCUGGCGUGGUGCCUGGUGUCGGAGUGGGUGGCCCAGCAGCCGCAGCGGCUGCGGCGAAGGCGGCAGCGAAAGCCGCGGCAAUCGGACGCGUUCCCGGAGUUGGUGUUCCCGGAGUUGGCGUUCCCGGUGUUGGUGUGCCCGGUGUCGGUGUUCCUGGAGUCGGUGUGCCCGGAGUUGGUGUUCCUGGUGUGGGUGUGCCCGGUCUGGUGCCUGGGGUUGGCAUUCCAGGAGUUGGUCCUGCAGCCGCCAAAGCAGCCGCCAAAGCAGCCAAGUUUGGAGCAGUUCCUGGUGUAGGUGGCCUCGUUCCCGGUGUAGGUGGCCUCGUUCCCGGUGUGGGUGGCCUGGUCCCUGGUGUUGGAGGCAUCCCUGGGGUUGGAGUUCCAGGCGCAGCAGCGAAAGCAGCAGCAAAGGCAGCUAAAUUCGGAGCCGGGGUCGGAGGGGUGCCCGGUGUUGGUGUGCCCGGUGUUGGUGUGCCCGGUGCGGUGCCCGGUGUUGGCGUGCCCGGGUUGGUGCCAGGAGUGGGAGUACCUGGAGCUGGUGUCCUCCCUGGGGCAGGCAUCCCCCAAGUAGGUGCUAAACCUCCCAAAUUCGGUGUGCCCGGAGUUGGAGUGCCAGGAGUUGGUGGCCUCCCAGGUGGCCUUGGAGUUGGUGGCCUCGGAGUCCCUGGGCUCGGUGUUGGAGCUGCUGGGAAACCUCCCAAGGCAGGUUUUGGUGCUGGUCUAGGGGUUGGAGUUCCCGGCUUCGGCGUGUCACCGAUAUUUCCAGGUGGGGUCGGCGCCCCGCUGGGAUUUGCUGGGAAGCCCCCCAAGGCCUACGGAGGAGCCCUCGGUGCCCUGGGCUUUAGAGGCGGCGUGGGCUGCGCAGCAGGGAAGUACUGCGGGAGGAGGCGGAAGUAACCGCGGCCGUCACCGCUGACCUCAUGAACUUUGGUGCUACUGCAUGGUCCAGAAUGUAAAUCCCGAGCAAAGCUGAGACGCCCUCCCCUUCCCCAAAAACCCCCCGUCCAUCCCGGGGCCAUCCCCGGCCCCGCGUUCCCAGGAGGGAUCCCGCACCUCCGGCAGCAUCCGUCGCCCCCCAGCCCCUCGGUCCCGGCAGGGAGCGCGGAAUAAACUGCGGGGAGCAGCCGUCCCCCUUGGUGCUAUCGCUCUCUGCGGGAUUUUGGGGGGGGCUCGGAGUCUCGCACCCCUCCCCAGCCCCAGAGCU